UCACAGUGUUCGGAGUUGUCAAUUGACCCGGACACAAAAACAAAGUGCUCUCCCUUGUUCCUGCGCCCCCUAGCGUCGUCUGCAAACGAGUGGAAUCUGUGGUUGUGACAGGAUGGCUGAAAAAUUUCUUCCUCACUACGCUGAUGGUGAAGUGGUGAAAGGGUUUGGUCGUGGCAGCAAGGAGCUUGGUAUUCCAACAGCCAACUUCCCCGAGGAUAUUGUGGAGAAGCUACCGGCAGAUCUGCCGACUGGAGUUUACUACGGCUGGGCCAACGUGGACGGUGGAGACGUACACAAGAUGUGCAUGAGUGUGGGCUGGAACCCCUACUACAAGAACACCAAGAAGACCAUGGAAACACACAUAAUGCACCAGUUCCCGGAAGAUUUUUAUGGAUCACGACUGAAGAUUGUAAUGGUGGGUUACAUCCGGCCCAUGUCGACAUUUGCAUCUCUAGAUGAAUUAAUUACGGCCAUAAGAAACGAUAUAUCAGAAACAGACAAGAAGCUGGAUGAACCAGAAGCACAGCACUUUAAAGUCAACAACUUCUUUGCAACCUCUUGAUGUUGGCUUCCUUUAGAUUUCAUACACACAAUCGUCCAACCUCAUUAAAAUCAGAACUUUGACGACCAUACAUAUAUAUCUCUGCGUGAAAAUUUAACAAACCCUCCAAAGGAGGACGUGUUGGGUCAACCCUCUGUAGGAGGUCAUGUCAGGUUAACUAUCAUGAUUCGGAAAGUUUGAUCUCAAAUAAAAAACCCACUAAUAUGCCUUCGGUUGUUAACACUUUUGGGUGAAGAUGUCACGGCACUUUUCAGAAACAAUAGAGGGGUGUACAAAGUUUCCACAACAAUAUUAAUGGUUCUGCUUUUAUUAUGUUCCAUUUGGAACUGUCCCUUUUUAUUUGUUUUUGAGAGACAAAAUUCAGACAUGCACCCCUGAUAGCUUUGCUUGCUUGUAUCGAGAAUUCAGAUGCAGUGAUUGGCUGAUUCGAAACAUUUUCUCCCGUUAAGGGUUUGCCAGAUUUUCAGUCAGAUAGGUAUCGCAUCAGAGCAAUUAUUUACUCAGAGUGUCAAAUUUGGAAAUUUGGCAACAUUGAUAUUAUGUUUUACUAUGUUUUUAGUUCAGAAAUAUUAUGGUGUAUAUUUAGUUCAAAACAUGAAUCAAUAUUUCACUUGAGUGUUAUACCAAUAUGUGCCGGAACUGCUUUCAACAGCAUCAAUGAGGCGAAGAUCAGUAAUGUGUGAUGUGUGUAACAUUCGACUUUUCUUGUCAAAUAAUAAUUUGAUCUCAUCUUGUGAUAACUGGUGACCUGUGUCCAAAUUGACAGUUACUAACAGUUUGAAUAAUUUAUUUCCCUCUAGCUCCAAGCAAGUUUCAUCUUUGUGAAUUAGACAAGACUUUGCAGAUGGAACUGAUUCAGCCAAAACUCUGUGUGUUGACUUUGCAGGCGUUAGGAAUAUAGCUGAGACUUUGCAGGUGUAACUGAUUUUGCCGAUUUAGCAGAUGUAAUUGAUUUAGCCAGGACUGUGCAGGUGUAACAGAUUGAGCUGAGACUAUGCAGGUGUAACAGAUUUAGCCGAGACUCUGCAGUGUAACAGAUUUUGAAAAGACUCGGCAGGUAUAACAGAUGUGGGCCGAGACUCUGCAGUGUCACAGAUUUUGAAAAGACUCGGCAGGUAUAACAGAUUGAGCCGAGACUCUGCAGUGUAACAUAUUUUGAUAAGACUCGGCAGGUAUAACAGAUUGAGCCGAGACUCUGCAGUGUAACAGAUUUUGAAAAGACUCGGCAGGUAUAACAGAUGUGGGCCGAGACUCUGCAGUGUCACAGAUUUUGAAAAGACUCGGCAGGUAUAACAGAUUGAGCCGAGACUCUGCAGUGUAACAGAUUUUGAUAAGACUCGGCAGGUAUAACAGAUUGAGCCGAGGCUUUGCAAGUGUUGGGCUCAAUCUUCCACUUGUCAGUGAGUGUCAGGUAGAUAGGUGAUCUGUCAACAUUGAGCCUCAGAAUGUAUACAAUCUGACGUACUAGAAUCUCUGUAAAUUAGAAUUGACAGAGAUUGUUGAGCCUCUGAUUGUGUAUGAAGUAAUGUAUCAUGUGGGAUCUGGUAUUAUUGUACCUUGCUCGAUCCGAUACGUAUCAUGAUACUUGCGUGUGCUCUCAUCUGUGGCGCGUAUGACAUAUUUUUCAAGGACAGAUGUGCCAGAUACCUGGCACACCAACGAUUUACAGUUGGCAGUGUCACGUGUGGCACAGUGGAUAAAAAUAUUUACAUUUUCACUUCUAAUUUGUGUCCGGGAUAACAGUUAUUGAAGCAAACAUUUAGGUUUACUCAGUGUACGACUGUAAUGAAUACUUUCACGAGAAUAAAUUUGCAUCGAUGCAUC
This is a messenger RNA of Haliotis rufescens (red abalone), 2386 nucleotides long. RefSeq names its product riboflavin kinase-like. The record is from RefSeq and is a predicted model, not a curated record. Gene Ontology annotation, molecular function: riboflavin kinase activity. Gene Ontology annotation, biological process: riboflavin biosynthetic process; FMN biosynthetic process. NCBI's taxonomy places the organism in Eukaryota, Metazoa, Mollusca, Gastropoda, Lepetellida, Haliotidae. The transcript has 4 exons. The coding region runs from base 113 to 562 and encodes 149 amino acids. Gene Ontology annotation, cellular component: mitochondrion.